CAGACAGCUCCUCCUCGGUGGGUCAACAUGAACUCUCUGACUUUGCUCUGCAUUGUGGCUGCGGUGUGUUGCAGCAGUGGGCAGCUCCUACAAUACCCUGGUGUGUAUGGCAACUAUCCUAGUGUGUAUAGCAGCUAUCCUAGAGUGCACAGCACAUACCCUGGUGUCUAUAGUGCUUACCGUCGUGUAUAUAGUCCCAGCACUAGUCUAUAUGGCGCUUACCCUGGUGUCUAUAGCAUUUACCCUGGUGUCUAUGCAUCCUACCCUGGCCUUCUACCUACAAGAAUCACAAUCCACCUUCACAAGACUGUGGCUUCUCACCAGUCUCUGUAAAGUCCGUGGCUUCACCUGUUUCCGUAAAGUCUGUGGCCUCACCUGUCUCCAUAGAAUCUGUAGCUUCACCUCUCACUCUCAGAACUGUGGCUUCCCCACCUCUCACACUCAGAACUGUGGCUUCCCCACCUCUCACACUCAGAACUGUGGCUUCCCCACCUCUCACUCUAAGAACUUUGGCUUCCCCACCUCUCACUCUCAAGACUGUGGCUCCCUCACCUCUCACUCUCAAGACUGUGGCUUCCCCACCUCUCACUCUCAGACUGUGGCUCCCUCGCCUCUCACUCUCGAGACUGUGGCUUCCCCACCUCUCACUCUCAAGACUGUGGCUCCCUCACCUCUCACUCUCAAGACUGUGGCUUCUCCACCUCUCACUCUCAAGACUGUGGCUCCAGCACCGUUGACGUACAACGUGGCUCCUCUAGCCCAUGUAACCAGUGUCAAGUCCCAGUACCACGCCCAAGACGAACUGGGUCAGUAUGCCUUCGGCUACUCUGGUGGUCCUUCUUCCCGGGCUGAGACUCGUGACGUCUUCGGCAUCGUCCGCGGAUCAUACAACUACAUAGACUCCGAUGGCAAGAUACAGGCUCGGCACUACGUGGCAGACGCCAACGGUUUCCGAGUGGCCGGCACCAAUAUUCCUGUUGCACCUGAAAUCCCUGUUCAGGCAAUUGUCCCAGGUCCUGAGAAUACCGCCGAGAUCGUUAAUGCUGAGGUUGCCUUUAAGAUGCCUUACAAAGAGGUACAGUUGGUGCCGCUGACGUCCCUGAUACCCUCGAGUAAUAUUCAGCCUUGUUCGUUUCAAGUACUGGCGCAUACUCUUCAAUCCACUUCCUUGAAUUCCUCUCACACAUGUGACCAACCUGGUCGCACCACCGCCGCUGUAACCGACUACACUGCUACCCACGCCCUUGGGUAUGCCGCGUCUGCCCCUGUUGCUGCUGACCUCUGCAACCAGCAUGUCCUCCUCCGGCUUGAGACCAACCCUGUUCAUGCUAUUUCUUAAUGCAUGGAUUAAGUGCAGCUGAGCAGUCGCGCUCACACUCUUCACAGGUGAGGUCUGAGCGUCGUAGAGCACCUACCAAAGAGAGAAUGAAGCUUACGUAGAUGUUCAGAUAAGUUGAAACAUUAGUAACUCAGCGAAGACAGGUUUAUUACCGCCGCAGCAUCAAAACCUUUAUGCUGUGUUCAAAACCUUCACAUGCAAAUAUUGCCUGUGUUGGCUUAGAGCUUAUUUUCUGCAGCU
Cherax quadricarinatus is the source of this 1579-nucleotide messenger RNA. Lineage: Eukaryota; Metazoa; Arthropoda; Malacostraca; Decapoda; Parastacidae. The record is from RefSeq and is a predicted model, not a curated record.